AUGAAAGGUUCGAAACACCUUUGUACACUGUUGAAUAAAGAACACACCGUGAAAAACAAUUUAUUAGCCAUUGGUGGGAACAAUGUCAAUUUGUUGAGGUCCCAGUGUCUCCCUCCUCUUCACAGACGCGUCUUUUAUCAUUCAUCGAGGACUACGAACGAAAGAGGGAGAGAGAGGCUAAUUCAUGGUGAUUCGUAGCUGCAUUGACCCGGUAUCGAUCACUUUCGAUUCGAUUUUAUGCGAUUAGCCACGGUGCACGUCGUUCUAAACGUAGCUAUAGGGAAAAGUCCCUUUUUACCGGUGGCAGCGUCGGAAACUUUUCGGAUUCAUGACACUUUUUUCCCCAUCUCUUCACGUCGAUCAACUUCGUGGAGUAACACGGAAGGGCUGAUGACAAAAAAGAAAAAAAAAAAAAAAAAAAAGAAAACGCUCGUUGCAACGAAGGGAAGGUUCGGUACCUUUCUUUCUCCUUUUUUUGUCUGGAGGCAGGGUGCAAUUUGGGGAUUGUGGAAAAUAAAGUACGUCACGGGGUCGGUAUUUACCUGCGCGUGACUCUAAUUUGAUAUUAAAGCAUCUUUGCAAAUAUUUAUUUUACUUGAUGUUGGAAUUAUUGAACAAGAUAGGGAAAAUUAACGAAACAUGAAAUGUUAAAAUGUAAAAAUUAUCGAAACAGUAUUUUUACAAAUUUACAUUAAUCAUUUACAUUACCGGUGGUCAACAAGUUCUACUAAGAAUUUACAACCGCCGAAAAUCACCGAUCGUAACAUAAUUGAAAAUGGCUAACUAACUAACGUAUGUAACAGCAAAUCAAUUACCUUCAUAUUUUUCCAUUACGAUCAUAGACAAUUGUGUCUCGCUACAAUGCCAAUGAAAUUUCAGAAAGCUUCGCGUAACGCGCGCGAUUCAUAUUCAUUCAAAAAUGUCACUCCACUAUGUCUGAUUAACUUCCCAACGUUAAGCAAAAAGAAACAUAUUUUAUUCUCCGGUCUAUAUCUCUUUUCUAACUUGCCACCAAUCUCAACAUAAUACCUCAAGCAAAUCCCAACGAGCCACCGCACCGUUCAAGCCUUGUGAAUUUCACAUGGAAUCUUCGACUAAAAAACACCGUACCCCAUCAUCCCCGUCGGGUUUACUUUCUAUUUGUACACGCCGCCAUUGUGGCCGCGUUUGUCGCCUGGUUCCCUGGCUUGCUUCUUGGCACGAGUGUGUGCCCGCGAAAGGCGAAAGGAGAAUGAAAAUAUUAUUGCUCGAUCCGCGUGCGCGUCAUGCAUAAAUGCAUCGAUCGCGGCGGUUUCCUCUCUCACUCUUGCUCUUUCCCUCCGUCUCCUUGUCGCCUCUCGCGGCAGCCAGCAAGCGGCUGUACAAACAACGAUAUCCACAAUGUUCGAGUUACAAGCAACGGAUUAGUAAUCGUGCUCUGUCUUGCGUAUGCGUUAUACGUAUUCUUUCCCUACACUUUCUGUCGCUCGUUCUACUGAAUGUUCUCGCUCUUCGAGCGAUUUCAAGAAAUUCGAACAGAAAUUCGGGAAUAUCGAGAACGAACUUGUGUUCAGCAGCGGUACAGAAUGAAAUACCGAUGAUUAAAGCUGAAAAUUUCUAUGGAAAUAAAAAUAGAUCACAAUAGAAUGAACUUUCUGAAUAUUUUACGAAAAAUCUCACCUAUAAAAUUUCACGUCUAUAAGAUAUCUAAGAAUUAUAGAUUGAUCAUACUUUGAUAACUUUCAUGGUUCUAGGCUAAAUUAUAUUUAACAAGACCAAUGAAUAGAUAUAAUAUACAUAUAUUAGAAUAUCAGUAUCAAUUAAAGAAUCGGUAUCAAUUCAAAGAAACAUUUCUUUCUGCCUGCCAUUGUAAAAAUUUCCAAGAUUUCAUAUCCGCGAAGAUCCUCAAAAUUACUGAUUAUAUUUUUUAUUGCCAAUCACACUUCGAAAGAAUACCCAUCGAGUCGUCACAUUUCUAACAAGAAAGAGUUCAAAACGUUUCCCCAAGCUUUCAAGUUUGUUCAACAUCAUUGCCUCGUAACUAAAAAUUUCGCGAAGCAAAUCGGAGUAACGUAGUGCCAACAAAACUGCAAUUAACGAAAACGAGCAAUGACAUCAAAUUCAAGACAAGAAGAAACGGAAGGAGAAACGGCGAAAAGAUGAAAAAUGGUAUAAACCGAAAAGAAACGGAGAAACGUUGGCGAAUAUACAGAAGGAGGGAUGCAUCAACAGGGAUGCGAAGGAGGAAAGAAAGAAAGAAAAUGGCAGGCCGAGCCCAGAAGCCUUCUCUGAAGGGAAGACAAAGGGUGAGCAGAGAAUUAAAAGUAUCGUGGACAAAGCCGCGGGACAAGACGCGGGAGCUCAUUUGGUGUCUACCGGUGAAUGGGCGUUCAUUAUGAUGCCUCCCGGACUAACAAUCGGGUUCAUUUUGUCUCUCCUGCUCGUGGCAACAAUGCUGCCCGGUCUGGAGGAGGUGAAGGUUACCGGGAAGAGGGACAGAGAGAAGACAGUUGGGCAGGAGGUGCCGUUUCUCCACCGCUAUAA
Heterotrigona itama is the source of this 2523-nucleotide messenger RNA. Lineage: Eukaryota; Metazoa; Arthropoda; Insecta; Hymenoptera; Apidae. The record is from the annotation of a GenBank genome assembly.